AUGACUGGGGACCGCACAGGUCAAGCUCCCGAGGCCAACACCGUGUUCCUGCGGCCCAAACGGGCCAAGACAUUUAUGGAAGAGUUCAGACAGGGGAACCUGGAGCGGGAGUGCUACGAGGAACAGUGCGACUUUGAAGAGGCUCGCGAGUACUUUGAAGACACCCAGAAGACAAAAACCUUCUGGGCUGUUUACUCUGAGCCGAUCCAGGAUGCUGAUUUAAUGUCCGAUUUAGUGGCUGAAAACAGAACCCAAAUUCCAACAAAGACCUGGACAACUUUGGAAAGUCUGAUUGACUCUGAAAUAGAAGAUGAGUCAUAUCGCCAGUCAGGGUAUUGUCCACCAGGAGAAUGUCCAUGGCAGGCCCUCCUUUUCAAUGAAAAUGAAAUAGUUCUUUGUGGAGGAACAAUACUCAAUGAAAACAUCAUCCUGACAGCUGCCAGCUGUGUAAACCAGUCAGAUGACUUCAACAUCAGGCUCGGUGAGUUUGACAGGUCAGUGAAUGAAGGUACUGAAGUUGACCACAAAGUGGAAGCAGUCCUCGCCCACAGAAACUACAAUGAGCAAACCUACGAUAAUGACAUUGCACUCAUCAAACUGGCUACACCUAUCAAGUUCACGAGGUUCAUCCUGCCAGUCUGCAUUCCUGAGCAAGACUUUGCCAAAAAGGUCCUGAUGCGGGAGCCAGUAGCUGUGGUCAGUGGUUUUGGACGUCUUGGGGAGGCUCAGAUUCCAUCCAUGAUCAUGAAGCGCCUCAUUGUAACCCACGUGGACCGUCAAACCUGCAUCAAUUCCACUCAGUUUGUAGUCACUAAUGGCAUGUUCUGUGCUGGCUACAAAUCUAGGGAUGCUUGCCAAGGUGAUGGUGGUGGGCCACACAUCACACGUUAUAAUGACACCCACUUCAUCACUGGCAUUGUGAGUUGGGGCGAAGGCUGCGAACGCAAGGGCAAGUAUAACUUCUACACCCAGGUGUCCAGGUACAUUCAAUGGAUCCACGAGGGUAUCAAGAAGCUGAUGGCGAAA
Molecule: messenger RNA, 1026 nt
Organism: Pundamilia nyererei
Lineage: Eukaryota; Metazoa; Chordata; Actinopteri; Cichliformes; Cichlidae
Product: coagulation factor X-like
Exons: 8
Biological process (GO): proteolysis
Cellular component (GO): extracellular region
Molecular function (GO): serine-type endopeptidase activity; calcium ion binding
Source: RefSeq, a predicted model, not a curated record